This is a messenger RNA of Neltuma alba, 2966 nucleotides long. RefSeq lists its product as uncharacterized. Lineage: Eukaryota; Viridiplantae; Streptophyta; Magnoliopsida; Fabales; Fabaceae. Bases 187 to 2862 code for a protein of 891 amino acids. The transcript has 11 exons. The record is from RefSeq and is a predicted model, not a curated record. Gene Ontology annotation, molecular function: hydrolase activity, hydrolyzing N-glycosyl compounds.
ACUUUAUGUUUGUUUCUCUGUUUUAACACUUCUUCUCAUGGGUCCAUUUCAUCUCCCUUCUGGCCUCCUCUUGUGUCUUUUCAUGGAAUGAGACUGAUAUAACUUUCCUGCUUCAUCAAAAUCGGUCCUUUUCAAUUCGUUUAGAGAGAUAAGAGAUUUCUGGGUUUAUUUCUGAGCUUCAGAAGAAUGUUGUUGGCAAAGAGAAACAGGUUCUGGGUGGGUGUGAUAUUGCUUGUAGGAGCUAUUAUUGGAGAUGCUCCGUGCAGUGUGGAAAAUAGGCCACGUCGGAUUCUUCUGGAUACAGAUGUUGAUACUGAUGAUUUCUUUGGCCUUCUCUAUCUCCUCAAGCUCAACAGAUCAGAAUUUGAACUGGAGGGUAUCACGAUCAGCACAAAUGCUUGGACUAAUGCUGGGCAUGCAGUGAAUCAAGUAUAUGACUUACUUUACAUGAUGAACCGUGAUGAUGUUGCAGUUGGAGUUGGAGGUGAAGGUGGAAUACUUGAAAAUGGUACCAUAUUACCAAAUGUUGGUGGUUAUCUUCCGCUCAUUGAACAGGGUCUGAAUACUGUGGGAGGUUGCAGAUACAGGCAAGCAAUUCCUUUAGGAUUUGGAGGGAGAUUAGACAUUGAUUCAAACUUUGGCCUCAGGAAAGCCUUCCUUCCACAGGGCAGAAGGAAGUAUGAACCUUUAAGGCAACCAACUGCGCAGCAAGUGAUGAUUGAGAAAAUAUCUCAAGGUCCCAUAACUGUGUUUCUACUCGGAGCUCAAACAAAUUUUGCCAUAUUCCUCAUGAAUAAUCCACAUCUAAAGAAGAAUGUGGAGCAUAUAUACAUAAUGGGUGGUGGUGUAAGAGCAAGAAACCCUACUGGUUGUUGCCCCAAGAAUGCUUCCUCUUCUUGUGUUCCCAAGCAGUGUGGUGAUGCUGGCAAUUUGUUCAGUGAUUAUAACACUAACCCUUAUGCAGAGUUCAAUAUGUUUGGGGACCCUUUUGCUGCUUACCAGGUUCUUCAUUCUGGUAUUCCCAUCACUCUUGUUCCUCUUGAUGCAACAAACACAAUCCCCAUUAGCAAACAGUUCUUUGGGGCUUUUGAACAAAAUCAAGACACAUUUGAGGCUCAGUACUGUUUCAAGUCAUUGAAAAUGGCUCGUGAUACUUGGUUCGAUGAUCAAUUCUACACGAGUUAUUUUAUGUGGGAUUCUUUCACAUCUGGGGUAGCAGUAUCAAUAAUGAGUAAUUCCCAUAAGUAUAACCACAAAGGAGAAAAUGAAUUUGCAGAAAUGGAGUAUAUGAACAUCACUGUGAUAACCUCGAACAGACCAUAUGGGAUAUCUGAUGGCUCCAAUCCCUUCUUUGAUGGCCGCCAAGUUCCCAAGUUCAACUUACAGAAAGGUGGAGUUCAUAGUGGUCAUGUUCAACAAGGACUUCGAGAUCCAUUUUGCUUUGUCAAUAAUGGCAAAGGGAGAUGUAAGGAUGGUUAUACAGCAGAAGUAAAUGGUUCGGACUCAGUCCGAGUGCUUGUUGCCACAAAAGCAAAACCUAACCAGGAUGCUAGAAGCCCUCUUGACAGAGAAUUCUUCGUAAGCUUCUUGAAUGUUCUAAAUAGGCCACAACAGGCUGGGAGAUUCAACUUCACAACUCAGUUUCCUUAUUACAGAGAAGUAACUUACAAGCCAGGUUUUCAGAAGGAAAAACCGGGGAAACUGGUUGUGUUUGACAUGGACAUGAGUGCAGGAGACUUUCUUACACUGUUUUACCUUCUAAAAGUACCUGUCAAAGUGAUGAACCUGGCUGCAAUUAUUGUGAGUCCAACUGGAUGGGCUAAUGCAGCAACAAUAGAUAUAGUAUAUGACUUACUGCAUAUGAUGGGUCGUGAUGAUAUUCCAGUAGGUCUUGGAGACAUGUUUGCAACAAAUGAAUCAGAUCCAAUAUUUUCAGCUGUUGGUGACUGCAAAUAUGUUAAAGCAAUCCCUCAUGGAAGUGGUGGCUUUUUGGACUCUGACACUCUCUAUGGCCUUGCUCGUCUUCUUCCUCAUAGCCCCAGAAGGUAUACAGCAGAGAGUUCAGUGAAGUAUGGAGCUCCUAGGAAUACAGAUCACCCUGAAUUCAGACAACCAUUGGCUAUAGAAGUUUGGGAGUCUGUAACGCAAAAAAUUGACCCAGGUUCCAAGGUUACUGUGUUAGCCAAUGGACCCCUAACUAAUCUGGCCAAGGUUGUAUCAGGUAAAAACAUGAGCUCUCGAAUUCAGGAGAUCUAUGUGGUCGGAGGACACUUGAGGAGGAAUGGAAGUGAGAAAGGAAAUGUGUUCACAAUUCCAUCAAACCAAUAUUCAGAAAUGAACAUGUUUCUUGAUCCUCUAGCGGCAAAGACAGUGUUUGAGUCUGAAUGUAAAAUCAACCUCAUUCCACUUUCUGUGCAGCGUAGAUCAACCUCAUUUUCAUCAAUUCUACGACAGCUUCAUCUGACACAAGAACAAACACCAGAGGCCGUCUUUGUCAGGCGUUUGAUCUCAAGGCUCUAUCGCUUGAGGCAAAGCCACCACAGAUAUCACCAUAUGGAGACAUUCUUGGGGGAAAUUCUAGGAGCAGUGGUGUUAGCAGACAGCGAUUCAGGUAGUCUCAAUCCUAAAUUUGAGGAAAAGAACAUUAAAAUCAUAGCCAAAGGCAGAGAAUCAUGUGAUGGGGAGACAAUAGUGGAUGAAAAACAUGGGAAAUCAGUGAAAAUAUUACAACAUGUUGAAUCCAUCGCUCUGAAUCAUCUGUACACACGUAGGCUUUGUGAUAAGAGCCAGUACUCAGCCAAAGUUGGGAGCUUUGCAGAACAGAGAAAAAGAUGGAGCCACCCUAUUUCUGGUACAGUCUGACUAGAAUCAAACAAAGAAAAACAAACUUUGAUGUAGUGUGUUUUUUUUUUUUUUUUAAGUUAAUGUACAGUGAUAUAAUACUAUUUGAAUAGUUGAUGAAAAUU